AUGACACGUGACUUGAAGGCAGAACUGAUUACAUCGCAAUCACUUCUUCAAAAAUCUGUCGACGCCUGCAGAAGAUUUGCUGCUUCUUACAUCGGGGAUAUGGAACAAAUAUGGUCAAUUGUACUGAAACAUACGCUGAUUCGAUAUUAUCUAUCUAUCUAUCUAUCUAUCUAUCUAUCUAUCUAUCUAUCUAUCUCUCUAUCUCUUGCAUCUCUCUCUCUCUCUCUCUCUCUCUCUCUGGAUCAGAUCAUUCAUUUAUAUUAUUUUACUUUUGGCUCUCUUACACUACAUCAACCACAGUUCUAUCACCAAUAUUCACUAUACAUAGAUGACGGUGAGAGGGACUAUCUAUCUAUCUAUCUAUCUAUCUAUCUAUCUAUCUAUCUAUCUAUCUAUCUAUCUGUCUGUCUAACUCCACUAAAUCGUCUAUUGAUAGGGAUGUAUCUCCAUCAACACAUCUAA
Molecule: messenger RNA, 462 nt
Organism: Acanthosepion pharaonis
Lineage: Eukaryota; Metazoa; Mollusca; Cephalopoda; Sepiida; Sepiidae
Source: the annotation of a GenBank genome assembly